UUUAUCUUUUUGACAGAAGCUCAUUAGACCAUCAUUUGCUGUUUGGUCAUGGGGAGUUUGUGCAGUUGUAAGGAACAAACUGGUGAACCAGAUGAACCAAAUCCAGAAGAACCAAAAGGUGGAACGAUUGUUCUUCCUGACAUCCCACCAAGAAAAGUCGUUGCCUUCACAACUAAGCUGAGCAUCGCUGACAGCACCCUGUACCACUCUGGCAUCAUGAAGCUUAAGGAUGUGGUGGUCAAUGAGGGAGGCGGCUACAGUCCUGACACGGGCAUCUUCACCUGCCCCCUGGAGGGACUUUAUCACUUCACCGUGCACAUGUCUGUGUGUGGACGGGCUCAGUGUGCCAUUUUUAAGAAUGGAGAGAGUUUGGCUUCAGUGUAUCAUACCAGUCUGCCUAACGGAUGCACCCAAGUGGCCAGUAUCAGCAGCACAGUGCAGCUGUCUGCAGCAGACAUGGUGUGGGUGAAUUUAUGGGGUCAUGGUCGACAUGAGAUUAUCGCAACAGAAGAUAACGACACUGUGUUUGUUGGGUUUUAUUUAGGGUGAUUGUGGAUUGUGUUAAAUUAUGUUCUGUGACAAUGA
This is a messenger RNA of Epinephelus fuscoguttatus (brown-marbled grouper), 585 nucleotides long. RefSeq names its product complement C1q tumor necrosis factor-related protein 5-like. The transcript is spliced from 3 exons. NCBI's taxonomy places the organism in Eukaryota, Metazoa, Chordata, Actinopteri, Perciformes, Serranidae. Bases 49 to 549 code for a protein of 166 amino acids. The record is from RefSeq and is a predicted model, not a curated record. Gene Ontology annotation, molecular function: protein binding.